This is a messenger RNA of Frieseomelitta varia, 1089 nucleotides long. RefSeq names its product NEDD8-conjugating enzyme UBE2F-like. Bases 181 to 729 code for a protein of 182 amino acids. The record is from RefSeq and is a predicted model, not a curated record. The transcript is spliced from 5 exons. NCBI's taxonomy places the organism in Eukaryota, Metazoa, Arthropoda, Insecta, Hymenoptera, Apidae.
GCCAUCUGCAGUGCGAAAUUUAGACUUCUAGUGCACUUAAAUAUUUACUAUUUGUUUUUAAAUGUUUAGUGGUUGAAGGACGAGGUGAAAAUUAACAAAAUGCAGACUCACUGAAUUGAAUGUGAAAGAAAUUAUAUAUUAUUAUAUUACUAUAUUUAUAGUUUAAGAAUUGUUGAAAAUAUGAUUACUUUGAGAGGGAAAUUAAAAAAGGACAAUGACAUAGCAAACUCAAAAAACCGAGAUUAUAAUAAACGCGCGUCAGUCCGUGAUAAGCUGUUAAUAAAAGAAGUUCAAGAAAUGCAACAAACUUUACCAAGUACGUGUCAAGUGAAAUUUCAAGAUCCCGACUGUUUGCAUGAAUUCAUUCUCUUGAUUGUUCCUGAUGAAGGAUAUUGGAUUGGAGGUAGAUUUCAUUUUCAAAUAUAUAUUCCUGAAGAAUAUAAUAUGGCUCCACCAAAAGUUAAGUGCUUAACAAAAUUAUGGCAUCCUAACAUUAGUGAGGAUGGUAAUGUAUGCCUUUCGAUUUUGAGGCAAAGUAGUAUAGAUGAGAUGGGAUGGGCACCAACUCGUAAACUUAAAGAUGUUGUAUGGGGUUUGAAUUCACUUUUCACUGAUCUUUUAAAUUUCGAUGAUCCUUUGAAUCGAGAAGCAGCUGAUCUAUUUAUAAAAGAUAAAGAGUCCUUUCGAAGUAAAGUCAAAGAUUAUGUCAUGCAAUAUGCAAAAAGAUGAUUCACAUCAGUGGGUAAUGCUAUAAAAAUGUAAUUGCACAUUUAUGGAAUUAGUUUUUUUAUUUUGAUGAAAACUUCAAGUUUGAUUAAAAAGUACUUUCUCAAAUUAAUACCAAACAAUUUGUAUUUAAUUAUUAUUUGCCAACUAGUCUUCUUAUUCUAGGAAGAUUGUAUUUGUUAUCUUUAAAUUCGUUAAUCAGACGCAGCUUGAAUGAUGCUUCAUUGCAGUUAAAUUUGUGUAAUUAAUGAUACAGGGAAUGAGAACAGAGGACAUGUCAUCUGUACAAUAUACUUAUCCUUUUUAUAGAGUAUUGUAAUGACUGAUCAUAAUUUGUAAAUAAAGUCGAUAUUUAAUAAUAAA